Dromiciops gliroides (monito del monte) is the source of this 3331-nucleotide messenger RNA. It is a transcript of the gene SLC2A4, whose product is annotated as solute carrier family 2 member 4. Bases 320 to 1849 code for a protein of 509 amino acids. Gene Ontology annotation, biological process: cellular response to insulin stimulus; D-glucose transmembrane transport. Gene Ontology annotation, cellular component: membrane. Lineage: Eukaryota; Metazoa; Chordata; Mammalia; Microbiotheria; Microbiotheriidae. The record is from RefSeq and is a predicted model, not a curated record. The transcript is spliced from 11 exons.
GGGGUUCGCCGGGUCUCUCCCCUGUGCCGGGAUAGGAUACAUACCCGGUUGCCCCGCUCCACUCCAGCUCCUCUACUCCGUAUUUCCCUCCCAGUGCUCCCAUUCACCUUCCCUUUUCCCGUUUCCCCAAUUCCCUCCCAAAUUUUCGCCAGCUCCUUUCCCCUAGUUCCCACCAGUCUAUCUCCAGUCAUCCUUUAACUCCCGACUUUUCUCCAGUUCAGCCAACUUCUCCCCGGACUCCCAGUUCGGUUUCCAAUUCUUUUCUGGUAUUCCUAGACCCCCACCCCACCUCCAAGUCUCUCCCCUCUUCGUCACAGAGAUGCCGUCGGGGUUUCAGCAGAUCUGGUCCGAGGAAGGGGAACCUCCACGACAGCGGGUGACAGGAACCCUGAUCCUUGCAGUAUUUUCAGCUGUGCUUGGUUCCCUCCAGUUUGGCUACAACAUUGGGGUUAUCAAUGCCCCACAGAAGGUGAUUGAACAGAGUUACAAUGAAACAUGGCUGGCACGGCAAGGCCCUGAGGCCCCCAGAUCCAUCCCCCCAGGCACCCUCACUACUCUCUGGGCUCUUUCUGUUGCCAUCUUCUCUGUUGGUGGCAUGAUCUCCUCCUUCCUCAUUGGCAUCAUCUCCCAGUGGUUGGGCAGGAAGCGGGCCAUGAUGGUCAAUAACGGUGUGGCUCUUCUGGGAGGAGCACUCAUGGGCUUGGCCAAAGCAGCUGCCUCUUAUGAGAUGCUCAUUCUUGGACGAUUUCUCAUUGGCGCCUAUUCAGGGCUGACAUCAGGACUGGUCCCCAUGUAUGUGGGGGAGAUUGCUCCCACUCACCUUCGGGGAGCUCUAGGAACCCUCAAUCAGCUGGCCAUAGUUAUUGGCAUCCUGGGUGCCCAGGUCCUGGGCUUGGAUUCCAUGCUGGGAACAGAGACGUUGUGGCCGCUGCUGCUGAGCUUGACUGUGCUUCCUACCCUCCUUCAACUUGUAUUAUUACCCUUCUGCCCAGAGAGCCCCAGAUACCUUUAUAUCAUUCGUAACCUCGAAGGGCCUGCCAGAAAAAGCCUGAAGCAACUGACUGGAUGGGCAGAUGUAUCUGGAGCACUAGCAGAGCUGAAGGAGGAGAAACGCCAGCUAGAACGGGAGCAGCCCCUUUCCUUGCUCCAGCUUCUCCACAGCCGAACCCACCGGCAGCCCUUGGUCAUUGCCAUUGUGCUACAGCUCAGCCAGCAGCUGUCAGGGAUCAAUGCUGUUUUCUACUAUUCAACUAGUAUCUUCGAGUCAGCAGGAGUAGGACAGCCAGCAUAUGCUACCAUUGGAGCGGGUGUGGUCAACACAGCUUUCACUUUGGUCUCGGUAUUUCUAGUGGAACGGGCUGGGCGCCGGACACUACAUCUCUUGGGCCUGGCUGGCAUGUGUGGAUGUGCUAUCUUGAUGACUGUGGCUCUUCUCCUGCUGGAAAGGUUUCCUGCCAUGAGCUAUGCCAGUAUGGUAGCCAUCUUUGGCUUUGUAGCUUUCUUUGAGAUUGGUCCGGGUCCUAUCCCAUGGUUCAUUGUGGCUGAACUCUUUAGUCAGGGACCCCGACCAGCUGCCAUGGCUCUGGCUGGCUUCUCCAAUUGGACAUGCAAUUUCAUCGUGGGUAUGAGCUUCCAGUACAUUGCGGAUGCCUGUGGCCCUUAUGUCUUCCUCCUCUUUGCUGUCCUCCUGCUUGGCUUCUUUCUCUUCACCUAUUUGAAGGUGCCAGAAACACGGGGCCGAACAUUUGACCAGAUAUCUGCAGCCUUCCGCCGGACCCCAUCAUUGCUGGAACAGGAGGUGAAGCCUAGCACAGAACUUGACUACCUGGGACCAGAUGAGAAUGACUGAGAGGCAAGGUGGAAGGUGACAAGUACACCUUUCCCCUUUCUUCUCCCUUAAUUGAACUCUCCUCCUCUCUGCAGCACUUUAAGUUUCCCUUUCCAACCCCCUCAAGGGUAGGAAGGAAUAUCUUAGGUCUGGUGGUAUUGGGGGCUAAAAUUCAUGACUUGAACCCCACCCCCAAACCCAUUCCCUUUAGUGUGAAUCUCUUGGAUUAUUUAUCUAUAGUGGUUGGGUUUUGGAUGUAAAUAUAGUAGGGGCUCUGUCCCCAACCUCCUCACCCCCCAAGGGUUCCCUACUCCCUUCUCCCACUUGUUCCUAGUCUCAGAUUUCUAUUCCCUCUUGCUACCAAAGAAAGAAAGAAAGGGAAUAACAGAGAUCCCUUAGAAUUAACUUUUCCAGAUGGAAAAGAAUAAUAUAGGUGUUCUGCCUUCCUACAGAGGAAAAAGCCUAGGGUGUAGCUCCCUAAGUUUUGACUUCAUACAAGCAGGUUACCCCUCAUGCCCAACCUGACAAGGUCAAAUAAUGGGUUGUAGGCAGUGGGGAGAAUUCUUAUGCUGAGAAAGCUUUAGGGAAGGCAUUUACUUUCACUCUUUCAUUCUGUCCGUUGGAGAGACUGUGCACCUGGUAGGGGGAGCUCUAGGGAAGACACCUUCCUACACUCCAUUUUGUCCUUUGGGAAGACUGUGUACAUGAUGGGGAGGGACUCUAGGAAAGAUACUUCCCUUCACUUCCCCCUCCUGGCCUUUGGGGACACUGUGCACAUAGUUGGGGAGAGCUCUAGAAGAAAUAGAUACCUCCUUUCAUUUUCUUUUGGGGAGACUGCACAUGGUGGGGAACACUCUAGGGAAGGUACCUCCCUUCAUUCUGUCCUUUGGGGAAUAUUAGCACAACAGUAGGUCUUUCUCCUUUGUGGAUUCCCACUUAAGAGCCUUAAGUUGGGGCAUUGUCUCCCACCAAACUCACUCUCACCCUGAAGUGAUUUUGUACUGGCAGCCCUUGGAGUACCUGACACACAAAAAAGUGGAAGCUUCUGUUGGGUAUAAUAAAAAGGCUGACUGGAGCCUUAAAACAUUUUUAUAUGUUUGUGUAGAAAGAAAAAACCAAAACAGAUUAUACUUUAUGUAUAUAUAAAGGUCACUGUAUAAAAGGCAAGUGUGCUCCUUCUUUAAAGGGAUACAGAAUUAGAACUGGCUCUUUCUCAACCCUGAGACAAAUGUCAGGCUUCUGUUAGUAAUUGCCCCAUCCUCUCUCCUGUCUGCCCCUUUAAUAUAGUAGCCCAGCCUACUUCCUCUUCUCCCAAUUCUUCCUUUCAUCCUGGGGCAUGCCCUAGCCCCAUAAGCAAUAGCUUGUAGACCCCACCAAGCAGACCAAUAUUCUAACACACCCUUUGGUCGCUCAGAUACUAACUCAUCACCCGAGCUUCUUAUCCUGAGAACAGAGUAGAGGCAGAAACAGGGACAGCUGUGCAAAUUGUUUUUUUUUUUUACU